CAAGUGAAAGUGUUCCGAGUGCCGCAAAAAAUAUUCCACAAAAAAUAGCCACAAAUCCUUAAGUUCUGAUCCUUAAAAGUGGCCUAAAGGGCGUAAAAAUCCUCGUACUUGGUUUCUAUUAAAUCCACUAGAAUGCCCAGCUCAAGGCGUGCUAUUCUGAGGCACAUAUUGUCCGGAAUAUGCACCAAAAUGAAUCGCACCAAGUCGGUGCCCACUGACGUCAUGGAGACGCCGCUGAACCGAUGCCUCAACACCUUCGACAUCGCUCUAUUGGGCAUCGGCCAUAUGGUUGGCGCUGGCAUCUACGUUCUCACCGGAACUGUGGCCAAGGAGAUGGCUGGACCAGGCAUUAUACUAUCCUUUAUCCUAGCCGGAUUUAUAUCCAUGCUGGCUGCUUUAUGCUACGCAGAAUUUGGAACUCGAGUUCCCAAGGCGGGAUCGGCUUAUGUGUACACCUACAUCUCGAUGGGUGAGUUCUGGGCCUUCGUCAUCGGUUGGAACAUCCUGCUAGAGCACAUGUUAGGAGCAGCAUCGGUAGCCAGAGCUUGGAGCGGAUAUGUGGACUCGAUGCUGGGUGGUUGGAUUGGCAACACAACUCUGGAGCUAACAGGUGGAAUCCAUGAGCCUGGAUUGGCCCAAUAUCCGGAUAUCUUGGCCUUUCUCGUUUGCAUAGUUUAUGCAGCUGCCCUAGCCGGAGGAGUCAAGGCCACGGCGGUGUUUAACAGUCUCCUCACCCUGGUCAAUAUAGCCGUAAUGGUUUUGGUGAUCAGCGUUGGAUUCUGGUAUGCGGAUGGCAAGAAUUGGUCUGAGGCGGAAGGUGGUUUCCUGCCUUAUGGCAUUGGAGGAGUAAUUGCGGGAGCAGCCACAUGUUUCUAUGCCUUUGUUGGCUUCGAUUCUAUAGCCACUUCCGGAGAGGAGGCCAAGAACCCAUCGGUUUCCAUACCAGUAGCCACGGUGAUCUCCCUGUUUGUGGUGACAGUGGGUUAUAUCCUGGUGAGUGCUGCUCUGACCCUAAUGAUUCCUAUUAGCGAGAUCAAUCCGGCUGCCUCGUUGCCGGAGGCAUUUGGGCAACUAAAUCUCUCUUGGGCAAAGUACCUGAUCUCCAUCGGAGCUCUAUGCGGAAUGACCACCACCCUUUUGGGAUCUCUUUUUGCAUUGCCGCGGUGCAUGUAUGCCAUGGCCUCGGAUGGAUUGCUUUUUAGUUGUUUCGGCAAGAUCAAUCCCACUACCCAGGUUCCCCUACUGAACCUAGUGGUAUCCGGAGUGAUGAGUGCCUGCUUGGCUUUGGUCUUUGAUCUGGCCAAGCUGGUGGAGUUUAUGUCCAUUGGAACCCUACUGGCCUACACCAUAGUCUCGGCCAGUGUGAUCAUCCUUCGAUAUAGACCUAUGGAGAGGAUUCAUACAACUAUCAGGGUUCCAGCAGUGGCCGGAAGUCCCGAUGACGACGAUGAUGAUGAGGAUUUGGCAUCUCAGUCCAGCAUGGAUACAUCUUCGCCCACAAGUGAGAUGAUUGAGGAAGUUCUAGCAGGAAGAUUGAAGGCCCAAUUCAGAUGUCUGGAACCUUUGCUAGGACGCUUUGAACCUGGUUCCGUGGUUUCCUUUGCCGUAAUGCUGUUUAUCUUUUUGAGCUUCGCCAUCUGUGUGGAGCUGAAGGUAUCGUGGACGCAACUGUAUACGGGCACCUGGUGGGCCCUGAUCAUCUACGGAUUUAUCAUCUUCGCUGCUAGUACCUGUGUGGCUGUAAUAGCUGUCCACAACCAGAACACCCGUGGCCUGAUCUUCAAAGUACCCUUGGUUCCUUUUGUUCCGGCAUUGGGAAUCUUCUGUAACAUUCUGCUGAUGGUCCACCUGGAUGCUGUGACUUGGGUGCGCUUCUUCGUUUGGGUUUGCAUUGGUAUGGUGGUGUACUUCCUAUACGGAAUUCGCAACAGCAAAGAGGGUGAGGUCUGCUCAUCGUACUCCAUCCUGAUGACUACUUCCGAGGCUGGAAAGGUCCCCUGGGGAUCCUUCAAGGCAGCUUCUGGGGGCAAAAAGAUCAGCAAGCACUCCAUCUUCGAGAGAUUCACGGGUCGCAGCAAGGCGGAGGACAAGAAAUCCAUCGUGGAGGAAAGCGAAAACGAAACCUCGGGAUAUUCCUAAGUCAAUUCUUCCAAAAAAUGUAUCCAAUGCUUCAACACAACCACAGAUCAGGGACUAAAAUCGAAAUCGGUUAAAAAACAUAGAAAGAUACUUUGGUUACGGUUUUCGGUUUAUUACUUUCAAAAACUUAAAUGUAAAUAGAUAAAACUUCUUAAUUUUCUUUACAUUUUAAUUAAGUUUUAGCAGUUCCAAACACUUAAAGCUUAUUUUUUGAGAACUUCCAAUAAGAAAUCUGUUAUUUUAAUACAUUGUUUCUCAGUUAAAGCGAAGGUUUCGGAUAUUGUUUUGUAAUCGUUCUGAAACUGAUACGGUUAGAAGUCCUGCUACAGGUGUACUUAAUAAACUCUCUAUAAAUAACCCAUUCCAAUUCUACGCAUUCCUAGAAAAAAAACCCAACGUUUAACGAGACAUAUUAUGAGAACUUUGGAAUCUAUUAUAGCAACGUACCUUUACCACAUUACGGUAUAUCUGUCUACAGUGUAUUAUUCGAAACAAUAUUGCAGUAAUGGUAUUACAACAACAAGAACAAAAAAACAAUAUAUUUACUCUGCAAACGUUCAAAUAAAUUUAUUAAACGUUAUGCACACAAGGCAUUUGUUAAACAAUAGUACAUACAAACAUGUCUUUAAACAACUAUAUAUUUAUAACUGUGUAAAUAAGCAUAUACAAUAUUAUAUAUUUGCAAAUAUAUUAAUUCAUGUAUACAAA
Molecule: messenger RNA, 2847 nt
Organism: Drosophila eugracilis
Lineage: Eukaryota; Metazoa; Arthropoda; Insecta; Diptera; Drosophilidae
Product: cationic amino acid transporter 4
Exons: 2
Coding region: 133-2139 (668 amino acids)
Biological process (GO): transmembrane transport; amino acid transport
Cellular component (GO): plasma membrane
Molecular function (GO): amino acid transmembrane transporter activity
Source: RefSeq, a predicted model, not a curated record